Messenger RNA from Durusdinium trenchii, 951 nucleotides. Lineage: Eukaryota; Dinophyceae; Suessiales; Symbiodiniaceae. The record is from the annotation of a GenBank genome assembly.
CUCAAGGACAUCCGGCCGGCCUGGUUUAGCAAUGUCUGUGCCCCAACCGAUCUCUGAGCUUUCAGACUCGGACAUAGACACCGAUCACUCCGACAAGGCAAUGGGCAAGGCAAUGAAGGCAGUUGCCUGGAGUGGGGAAACGGGAAAGUCUUGUGUGCCCACCAUGCGUGGCCCUACCAAGUUGGCGACCAAGAAUGGUGGAUGUGCAAAGACCAUCGAUGUGUUGGAGGUGUUUUCCGGAAGUGGCAACUUGAGCCAUGCCAUUCGGAAACAACAUUUGACUACAGAAGAGGUGGAUUUGGAACAAUGUUCAACCCACGACAUGUCUUCCAAAGACUUUGUCAUGUCCCUCAAGCAAAAGGCAGUGAGUCAAAAGGUGCAGUAUUGCCACCUUGCACCCCCCUGCAACACGUACUCUCAAGCGCGCUACCCCCGUGUCAGGACCAUCGAGUAUCCAGAGGGCAUUCCAGAGUUGACCAAAAAGGACAAGCCCGUGAUCAAGCUUGCCAAUUGCAUUACUAACAACACGAUGUGGUUUGCAAACGAACUCAUCAAGGAGAAGAAGUAUGUAAGCAUUGAGAAUCCAAAGACAAGUUUGCUGUGGCGCACAAAAGUCUUCAAGGCCUUGCGCAAACGCCACAAGCUCAUCGAAGUUGUCUAUGACAAUUGCAAGUAUGGCUGCUCAUACAGGAAGCGCACAUCCAUUUGGAGCAAUGCUCCGUUCCUCGCCGUGUUGGCCCGCAAAUGUGCAUGCAAAGCGAAGGGGAAAGCUCACACCAUUUUGUCGGGUUGGCGACCAAAGAACCGUUCAGCAGUCAUGCAGCCGACCCGCGGAACUGCAGCUUACCCACUGCCUUUGUGUUCCAAAUGGGCAGCAUCGGUCUCAUCUGCCGUGAAGGCCUAGGCCUAGGCACAGGCAUUCCUCUGGUGAUUGUUUGCAAGAAGCGAUCC